AUGGCUGGUUUCAAACUCACAUUGCUCCUACAUUUGGCGGCAUCACAUGGCGUCGUUGGCGAUGUUCUUCGUGCCAUGGCCACCCUCCUCGGCCAGGACCCAGACCAGAUCACGCAGUACGCCAGUCGUGAUAACAACCAGCUGAGCAGCACCCGUGAUCGUGAAGUCGGGAUCUACGGCCUCGCUCGCCACACGCGUUCCAACGGCCAGCGCUACAGCUCACGCGAUUAUGUCAUUGAGAGCAUGAACGCUGGCAGUCUCCCACUGACUCUCUCACAGAAUUCACUCGCCACAAAGAUUCUCUUCAACACCUCUGGCAGCAAACCUCGCGCCACUGGCGUCGAGUAUCGUGUUGGGCGUUCCCUCUACAAGGCGGAUGCGCGCUACAACGGCGCCCGGGGGGAACUGCGCACGGCUACCGCGCGGCGCGAGGUCAUCCUCGCCGGGGGAGCCUUCAACUCUCCCCAGCUCCUCAAGCUUAGCGGCAUUGGGCCCUUCGACGAGCUGCGCCGCUUCAAUAUACCCGUUCUGUCUGACCUUUCUGGAGUUGGCAUAAACAUGCAGGACAACCAGGAGAUGCCAGUAGUGGGCCGCCCACAAGGCACAGCGAGCGGCUUCGGCUCCGGCGGCUUCGUCAUGUACCAGACGGACCACGCACCCUACGGCGAACGCGACGUCUUCCUCAUGCACGGGCCGUACGCUUUCCGUGGCUUCUGGCCUGACAGCCAGGCGAACACGGGCCUCAAUGCAGGCGACCGCGGCAUCUACGGCGUCUCCAUCGUCAAGCAACACCCACAGAACCGCGCCGGCACGGUCCGGCUGCGCUCCAGCGACCCGACGGAUCCACCCGACAUCAACUUCAACCUCUAUAAAGAGAAGCGGGAGAUCGACAUGGGCGGCAUGAAGGACGCCGUCGCCUGGGUGCGGCGCGUCUUCGCCAGCACGCGCAGCCCCUCGGGCCCUGUCACGCCGCUGGAACCGCCUUGCGGGCAGGUCCUCGCGACGGGCUACUGCCGGGACCAGGCUGUUGACGAGCGGUGGAUCGAGGACCAAACGUUCGGGCACCAUCCGACCAGCACAUGCGCCAUUGGCGCUGAAGGGGACCGGAACGCGGUGCUGGAUUCCAAGUUUCGGGUCAGGGGUGUUGAGGGGCUGAGGGUUGUGGAUGCGAGUGUCUUUCCGAGAAUCCCAGGCGUGUUUCCUGUUGUUGCCACGUUUAUGGUCAGCCAGAAGGCGUCAGAUGAUAUCAUUGCUGGUUUUUGA
Verticillium alfalfae VaMs.102 is the source of this 1263-nucleotide messenger RNA. Its product is annotated as choline dehydrogenase. Gene Ontology annotation, molecular function: oxidoreductase activity, acting on CH-OH group of donors; flavin adenine dinucleotide binding. The record is from RefSeq and is a predicted model, not a curated record. Bases 1 to 1263 code for a protein of 420 amino acids. Lineage: Eukaryota; Fungi; Ascomycota; Sordariomycetes; Glomerellales; Plectosphaerellaceae. The transcript has a single exon.